Molecule: messenger RNA, 7301 nt
Organism: Neolamprologus brichardi
Lineage: Eukaryota; Metazoa; Chordata; Actinopteri; Cichliformes; Cichlidae
Gene: mtcl1
Product: microtubule crosslinking factor 1
Biological process (GO): regulation of autophagy
Source: RefSeq, a predicted model, not a curated record
GCCCAGGAGAAAAUCACGGGCGUCGUGCCUCGCCGCAGCGAUUGCAGAUUUUUGAUGUCAGAUUGGAAGGAGUGAGAGACACUGGGGUCUAACAUACCGAGCCCGGUGGAAAAGAGGAGUGGAAACCCGGAGUGUGUAAGAGGAGAAGAGGCGUGUGUGACUCCGACUUAAUCCUUUCUUUCCAACUUGAGUCUUACAAGCCUGUCUGCAGAUGCAACCUGUCUGUCAUCCCAUCCGUCCCAGUAAUCCCUGUUUAUUGCAGCGUUUCCUCCAAAGGGGACUACAAUGACACCCUGGUGAACACGCUCAGGAUGGAGUAAUCAUACAAACGCGCAGCGCAGGAUGCGCAUCUCCAACCCGACGACGGAGAAGAAGAAGGUAGAGAAACCUGGCUGUUAUUCUGCUUUCGCAUGUCAGAGAUUUUCCGCGGCGCUGUGGAUUGAUCGUUUCCGUCAUCAGCCUUCUGCUGCCGGUGUCGGUGUAUAAUGGAGAGCUCCAAUGGCUCUGGCAGCGACACCAAACCGCAGAACCACCAGUUGGAAAAGAAGCGACUGAACCGAGCGCCUUCACCGGCCAGACCUUUCCUGAAAGACGUGCACACCCGCGGCGCCAAACCACCUGCCAUCGUACCUAAAUCCCCCAAACUAAGCAAGCAGCAGCAGUCUGCCACAGUGCCCUUAGCCCACCUGAACCGCAGCUCCAGACGCACCCCAGCUGGAGCCAAGGAGAAAGCAGCCACGGCAAAAAGUAACACCAAGUCUGCCGUCGCGAAAAAGCCCACCAAGGUGCCACAGCAUGCCGCAGCUGAGCCCAAACCCGGCAGCAUCAAGCUGGACUGCACCAGCAGUCCGAUCCUCGCCAAAGGCAAGAAGGGAAAACUAGCCUCCGGUUCCCUGGGCCCUCUCAGCCAUGGAUCCCCGAUCCGGGUACCGACCGGAGCGCCUCUCGGCCGAGUCAGCCAGACCGACAGCAGCUCAGACCUGUCAGACUGCCCGUCCGAGCCGCUGUCGGAUGAGCAGAGGCUGGCACCAGCCGCUAGUAGCGACGCCGAGUCUGGUACCGGCUCCAGUGACCGGGAUCAGCUGGGAGCAGAAGCUACCGGAUCCACAGCUGCUGCCCCGCCGCGCACAACCGAGGCUUCCGCCGCCAAGGGAAGCAAGUCUCAGGCUCAGCUCGCUCCGGGCUCGCACGGAGAGAAACACAAGCAGGAGAAACCCUCCGCAAGCGCACAAUCCAAACUGCCAAGCACCAAGCAAGCAACCGAGGAGGACAUGCAACGGGAAAUUGAGGACUUGAGAUCGGAAAACGACUACCUCAAGGAUGAAGUGGACGAGCUGCGGGCUGAGAUGGAGGAGGUGCGCGACAGCUAUCUGGAGGAGGAGGUCUACCAGGUACAGGAGCUGCGGAGGGAACUGGACCGCUCUAAUAAAAACUGCCGAAUCCUGCAAUACCGCCUGCGAAAGGCAGAGCAGAAGAGCCUACGGGUUGCUCAGACCGGACACGUGGACGGAGAGCUGCUGCGCAGUCUGGAGCAGGAUCUGAAGGUGGCCAAAGAUGUAUCGGUACGUUUGCACAACGAGCUGGAGAUCGUGGAGGACAAACGCAGCAGAGCUGAGGACGAGAACGAGCUGCUCAGACAAAAGAUCAUCGAGGUGGAGAUCGCCAAACAGGCACUGGCCAACGAGCUGGAGAGGACCAAAGAGACUGCACUGAGGCGACGAGGUAGCAGGGAAACAUUUAAAGACAAGAAAUCCACAAGUCAGGAGGACAGUGCGGACCUCAGGUGCCAGCUGCAGUUUGCCAAAGAGGAGUCCAGCCUCAUGAGGAAAAAGAUGGCCAAGCUCGGCCGUGAAAAGGAUGAACUUGAGCAGGAGCUGCAGAAGUACAAAUCAGUUUACGGGGACGUGGACAGUCCCCUUCCCCUCGCGGAGUGCUCUGGCGGUGGCCCUCACACCACUCGAGAAGCCGAGCUACGAUUGCGUCUCAAGCUGGUGGAGGAGGAGGCUAACAUUCUGGGCAGAAAGAUUGUGGAGCUGGAGGUGGAGAACCGCAGCUUAAGAGCGGAGAAUGAAGACAUUCGCUGUCAGUAUGAAAGAGACUGCUUUGGGCGUGAGCCUUUCUCCAGCAUGCCCUCGUCUCCAUAUGGCGGCGAUGCGCUGGAGUCGGCCACUGAGCUUCGUCGCCAUCUCCAGUUUGUCGAGGAGGAGGCUGAGCUGUUGCGCCGCUCCAUCUCAGAGAUUGAGGACCACAAUAGGCAGCUUACGUCUGAACUCAAUCGCUUCAAAUUUGGACCAAGCAGCACCUCUGGGGCCGUUGGUGAAGAAGGCAGUGAGGGGGUACUGUUUAAACCCGGGAACGGGGGCACGGGUAAUGGCUCCAGUAGUGGGAUGUUGAUGGAGGAGCUUAAAUCAGCCAGGAUGCAGAUCAACGAGCUGAGCGGAAAGGUGAUGAAGCUGCAAUAUGAGAACCGUGUCCUCAUGUCUAAUGUCCAGCGCUGUGACCUGGCUGCACACUUGGGCCUGCGAACCGGCAGCCCUCGAGACAGCGAUGCGGAGAGUGAUGCGGGGCGGCGAGAAGCUGCAGAGGAUGAGGAAGCAGGGCGACUUCUCCUCCUCCAACCGAAGAGAGAAGGACCUAUUGGAGGUGAGAGUGACUCUGAAGAUCUGUUUGAGAAAACAGCGACCACCUCGGGGUUUGGAAGCAUCAAACCAUCAGAUGGCAGCGAGCUCAGUGCCACUGAACUGGCCAAUCGUAGAAGGGAAGAGCGGGAGUCAUUUGCUAAUGUGAAGCGAGAGGCAGAUAGGCUCGGGAAGACAGUGGACCGUUUGAUCACGGACACUGACAGCCUGAUCUUUGAGGGCAGGCUCCUGGUGACGACAGGAGAGAGCCUCGAAGGCGGGGCAGCCUCUGGAUCCAAACCAGACACUCAAGUCCUGGACACCAUUAACACCCGCAUGAAGGCUUUCCGCACUGAGCUGCACAUCUUUAUGGAGAAGCUGGACCACAUAGGGGAGGGGCUGAGAGAAAGGACAGAUGAUCUGUCACCCAUGCCAAACCUCACAGAGUCCAGCAGCUUCCUGUCCACCGUCACCUCCAUGUCUCGUGACUCUCCCAUUGGCACGUUUGGCAGAGACCUGGUGACCGACUUCCAGCUCCGGGACACGCCUGCUUCUGACAUCCAGUUUCGUCUGGAUCACGAGCGAAGGAUGAGGGCGGCAACGGAGGAACGGGAGGCCGUCGCUUCUCUGCCUCAGCAGGAUGAUGAGCGUUUACGUCUGGAGGCCCAGCGUGAGGGUCUGGAGCUGCAGGGCCUUCAGACUCACGAGGUGCCCUGGGCUCAGGAGAGAGCCAUGCUGCAACAAGAGGUCCGCCUCUAUAGACGUAACAUCAUCAUCAUCUACAUGAAGCUCAGGUGGAUCCUUAUGCACUGGAGGCUCGGACGCAAGGAAGACUCUGGAGACGACUCGGUGCACCCAGAGUUUGAGAAGUUGGAGGGCUUCCCAGAGUUGGGAGUGAUCAUGGAGCAGGCGGAGGGGGAGUCGGACCGAGACGACAGACUGUGUUUACCACAGACUCCAGGGGACGUCCCCGACACCACACCCAUCAUCCCUCUGCCGUCACCUGACCGUCACCUGCAGCACCAAAGACAGUUCGGCGAGACACGUCGAGUGCUGCAGGUCUUGCGGACGCUGCUGGAGGAGUUUCGAGAGGAGCUGCGGGAGGAGGAGGCGCGGCGAUGCCAACUGCAGCAAUCCUACGCCAAUGACAAAGCCGCCUGGGAGGUCAAGUGGGCAGAGAUGAAGUGCCAUGUCGCCCAGCUGGAGGAGGAGGAGCAUGGUAAGGUGCGAGGUGAAGCGCAGGGAGGCGAAGGGGAGCCAGCUGCAGACACCGAGUGGGCCCUGAAGCUGGAGCGCGAGGAGCAUCGUCGUCUGCUCGCCGAGAGCCACAACACGUCGCUGGACCUGCGCUGGAAGCUGCAGCACGGAGAGAAGAGGUGGAACCGGGAGAGGGUCGAUCUCCUGGAGCACUUCGAGAGGGAGCGGCAGGAGUGGGACAGCAGUAUGCGGGAGCUCCACCGGAAGAUGGAGAGGAUGCAGAGGGAACUUAACUCUCGGCGAGGUGAGGGCUCUGACGUUAAAGAUGGCAGCACAUCCUACAGAGGCAUGUUUUCACCUCAGGACAGUCCCUGCCAGGCUCCCCGGUCGCCUCACACCCCCCGCUCCCCCUGUACGGCUACACCUGUCCUGAUGCCCCCCACACGUUCCCACUCUGACUCCGAGGCCAUUCUGGAGGGGCAGGGGGCCGCGAUGGGGCUCAAAGGCUCAGCAGACAACUUGUUCCUGGACGCACUGUCUCUGGACCCCAUGAGUGGACCGGAGGUCCCUCCACCCUCCAGACUGGAGAGUGAGAAGAGGUUUCCCUGUAUGAAGGAGGCCCUAAAUGAGAUUUCGGAGAGAGAAGAUGAUGCUGCUUACUCAGAAGACAAGAUGAGGGAGGGUGGGAGUCUGCUCAGAGCCAAGUCGGUGUGCUCCAUGAGCGACUUCCAGCGGUUAAUGGACAGCUCACCGUUCCUCCCUGACAAGACGCGUCAUGGCGAUCAGGGCCAAGACGACGUCACCCCGCCUCUGUCUCCAGAUGAUCUCAAGUACAUCGAGGAGUUCAACAAUAAGGGCUGGGACUUCCCGUCAGCCACCUCUGGUCCGGGACUGUUGCGGGAAGUGUGGACAGACAAAUCAACAGAGGCCCGGGAAGGAGAGGCCGUUCCUGGUCCAUUCCAACCCACUUCCUGGUUCCUCACCACCAGCGCCACCCUGACCACCAACACCCUGAGCAGCCCUGAGCACUGCCACAAGUCCCCGCUGAGAGGCAACGGAGCAGCGGCAGCAGGGGUGGGAGUAGAGCACUACGGGGUGCACAUCCUCCACAGCCCCACCAGACCCGGGGCAGCUGAGCACACCACUGCCCAGGAUCCCGAUUUCCUGUAUGCAAAGGGGACCAAAGCAAGGGGAGGAGUGGAGGCUGGGGUGGGCGCCAGUGGGCCGGAUGAAGUGUUCAGCGGUGCAAGGUGGCCUUGCCUUCUGGAGGGUGGAGGACUAAGGACUUCUCCUAGUCAGUCUCCUAUCUGCCCCACAGUGGGCUAUGCAUCCUCUCUGGAUCUUCAGCUCUCCAGAAACAUGAGUGACGACAUGAAGGAGGUGGCCAUCUCUGUGAGGAACGCCAUCCGCUCUCCACCGGGGCCUGUUGUCCGGGACACCGCCUGCCAGACCAACGGAUUCACCACAAGAGGGACUCAGACCACCCAAACCAUCAGCGUGGGUCUGCAGACAGACCUGCUGAGGAACCUGACCAGCAGCCCCCACCGCUGCCUCACCCCGAAAGGUGGCAACACACCCAUCUCGUCCCCAUCACGCAACACAAGGAAAGUUCAGUACUCUCCUGUGGUCCAGAGCAAGUUCGAGCGACCCUGCUGCUCCCCAAAGUACGGCUCACCGAAACUUCAGCGCAAACCAUCCACGUCCAGUAAAACCGAGCUACCCAAUAACAGCCGCGCCCCCAUGCCCACAACGCCCCAGAAAGGGAACAACGAGUCGGCAUGGGCCCGCUCCACCACCACUCGCGACAGCCCUGUGCACACUACCAUCAACGACGGGCUGUCCAGCCUCUUCAACAUAAUCGACCACACCCCUGUGGUCUAUGACACCAUUCAGAAAUUUAAUAAGUCCCCAAGUCGCUCCCGCCCCACGCCACCCUCCACCACUGAACCGAGCCCCGCUCACGGGCCUCUGUCUGCAGACCCCAGGAACGCGCAGGAAUGUCUGCGGCCUGCUCGCGGGCGCUCACCAAGCCCUGUGCAGCUAAUAGUGGAGACGCAGGGCGACAAGAACCCAGAGGUGGUGAGCAUUCGGCAGGACCUAUCGGCCCCGCCGGGCUACACGCUGGCUGAAAACGCAGCCCGCAUCCUCAACAAGAAGCUGCAGGAGCAGAACUUUAGGGAGGAGAGGAGGCUGCAGACGGGAGGACCGAGCAGCCACGGCAGAGACAACAGCAGGCAGACCGAGUCAGACAGAGGACAGUCUGGAUGCAUGGAGGACCUGCCUCGCUCUCCGGUGGCUCCGCCUCUGGAUUCCUGCUUCCUGAGACCGGCGCGCCCGGCCAACCGCCGACCUCCCUCGCGCUGGGCCGCACGCUCCCCCUCCUCCUCCCCAAAGUGGAGCGAGGGCUCGAAGAGGAGGUUCACCUUCCCGCCGCCGGGACACCGGAAGACCAUCCUGGAGGGUGAGGAGCCGCCGUAAAGCCGUCCUCUACCUCCUCCUCCACCUCUGCCUAAACAGACCCAGUACCUCAGAAACCCUCCCCCAAACAUAUGGACUCCCUCUAGAGGAGCCUGAGAGAGGGGUUGGGAUCUAACCAGUAGCACCAGCUGACCAUCAAGGAACCAGAACCUUUUUUUUUUUUUUUUUAAGAGGAACCUGGAAUGUACUGUAUUUAAAGACGACACAUACAGAAAAAUAAGUUUCCAUAAGAGGUGCCUGUAUACUUGAGUUAACCAUCACCCACGUACGUGUGUGUGUCUGAACCUAUUUUUCAGGUAAAUACUCCUCCUGUGUUUACAUUUUACUUUUUCUUCAUCGCUGUCCCAUAAACAUUCAUGCAGACCUUUUUUUAAAUCCUUUUUUUAUUUCUUUUUGUUUUGCCAGCCUUUAAAGCUUCACUUUACUUUUCUGUUUACCUUCAAGGAGAGGAAAGACAACAAAAACAAGGAAGCAAACAAACAAAAAAACAACUUCUGCUUCACCGGGUCUGAAGCGGAGACACAUGAUGUCAUUUCUGAUGCUCGUGUCCGUCUUUAUUUUUACGUUGAGAUGAAUGUUUGACUCUGUAGACAUGUAGAAGAUGGGUGACAACAAACGUAAUAACCUUAUGCAUAUUUGGAAGGCAGUUGUAUAAAUAUGGGUCAAAUAUUUGCAUGCCUUUUGAAUACUAGCACUUUAGUGCAUGUACAUAAAGAGCUAUAGUCAUUUGUGAGUGCUCAGCUCAGCUGUUUGGGGGAGGGGACUGUUUUGUUGUCACAUGAUUUGCAUUGAUGAAAAUAAGAUGUUUUUAAGUAAAUUAUUGUACCUAUCAGGCUGGCUUUGUACAGUUGUUACUAUUGGAUAUGAAAAACCUUUUCUUUUGACAGGAAAAAGGGAUUGUGGAAAACAUGAAUGUUUUAAAUGAAAAGUCUAUGUCAAAAAAAGUCUUAACGAGCUAUAGUCCUAUGUAAAUACUAAAUGGUAAUAAAUAUGAAUGUGUAUUUCCAA